This is a messenger RNA of Linum tenue, 2145 nucleotides long. The record is from the annotation of a GenBank genome assembly. NCBI's taxonomy places the organism in Eukaryota, Viridiplantae, Streptophyta, Magnoliopsida, Malpighiales, Linaceae.
UGGAGGUUCGUCUAACCAUGCAACUGUACACCAUAGUAUAUGAUUCACUCUACCAUGCAAGAACUACUAUUUAUUCCCCCGCUAAUCUCCAACACCAACGCAUCAUCAUCAAUACUAUUCCACUGGCGAAACCCUAGCCAAACUAGACAGCUCCUGAAACAUGUCCACACAACUACUUCUACCCUUCCUUUCCCUAUUCAUCUUCCUAUGCUACUGGCUUCUCAGAAACAAGCACUCACCGCUCUACGAAUGGCCAUUGCUGGGGAUGCUCCCCAGCCUCCUCUUCAACUUGUACACACUCCACGACUUCAUCACCGGAGCUUUGAGGCGAAACGGGGGAACGUUCCUUUUCAAGGGGCCUAGCUUCAUCAAAGCCGACUACAUGGUCACGAGCGAUCCCACCAACAUCAACCACAUCUUCAACAAGAACGCCGCCAACUACGACAAGGGCCGGGACUUCAAGGCCAUAAUGGAGGCUCUGGGCGACGGGAUCUUUAAUGUCGACGGCGAAUCAUGGAAGUUCCAGAGGAAGCUCCUCCAUUCCUUGUUGAACAACUCCGAGUUCGAGGGUCACUCCAUGCACAUCCUCACACAGAAGGCGAGGAGCACCCUUAUGCCGGUCCUCGACAGAGCAGCAGCGAGGACGACGGACAGGGACGAGUUGGUGGACCUACAGGACGUGUUUAAGAGGUUCAUGUUCGACAACAUGUGCCUAUUGGUCUUGGGAUUCGACCCUCAUUACCUCCCGGCUGCGGGGUCCGAAGGCGGCUGCCUCCUUGAUAGUGCAUGUGGCAAGGCAUUCGAUGAGCUGGAGGAGGUGGCGAUCUACCGACACAUAGUUCCGGUAUGCGUGAGGAGGCUUCAACACCGGCUUAAGAUUGGAAUUGAGUUGAAGUGCAUUCGAGCUUGGAGAACCCUAGAUGAGUUACUAUAUGGUAGCAUUGAGAGGAAGAAGCAAGAAUUAGCGACCAAACACUUUGUCGACAAUGAUGUGCAUAAGAGAAACAAGGUGGAUUUGUUGACACAAAUCUUGGUCAUGAAAGAUGAGGACAACGGUGGUAACGAAAAAAUCAUUGAUAAAACAUCCGACAAGUUUUUGAGGGACACUACAUUAACAUUGGUCGCAGCUGGAAGAGACGCCAUCGCUGCCUGCCUUACUUGGUUUAUAUGGUGUGUGGCGAACCACCCUAUUGUUGAGGAAAGGAUUCUCGAAGAGUUGAGACAAGUGUUGGCAACGCGACGGUCAAGUGAUAUUAAUGGAGAAGAAAUAGGAGGAUUUUUCAGAAACGACGAGUUGAACAAACUUGUUUAUCUCCAUGCAACCGUCUGUGAGACACUGAGGUUGUACCCACCGGUGCCAUUCGAGCACAAGUGUGCCGUGGAGGCAGAUGUCCUUCCAAGCGGGCACACUGUACGUAAAGAAGAAAGGAUAAUACUCUCAAUAUAUGCCAUGGCCAGGAUGGAGGAGAUAUGGGGAGAAGAUUGCUUGAAAUUCAAACCAGAUAGGUGGAUUUCUGAGAAGGGGACGAUACUACAUGUCCCUUCGUACAAGUUCAUGACCUUCUUGGCUGGGGCAAGGACCUGUUUGGGGAAGAAUAUGUCAUUCACGCAAGUCAAGUCCCUGGCCAGCGCUCUUCUUUGGAACUACAAUUUUGAACUUAUAGACGAUGGUCCCUCCGAUAGGCCGGUGCUUGGCAUGGUGUUGUUCAAGAAAGAUGGGUUGAAGACGAGAGUCUCCAAGAGAAACCAUUGAGAAUAAUAUUGUUAAUUAAUGCACGAUUGUUGUUGUGGUCUGAUGGUAGUGCUUGAUCAAUUUGUCACUAUGUUUAGGGUUUGCAUUAAUGUGUCGUAUGAGGUCAACUUCUUUUAUUAUUUAUGUUGUCUAUGUGAUUUCUUAUCCAACUGCAUGCUAGGUUCCCUAUGACUAUGCUAUUCUUGUGAGUAGAGCUGGCAAAUGGAUUGAAUCCAUGGAUUGGUGGAUUAGAUUAGUGUAUCCAUGGACAAGUCGAUUUCGUUAAAUGGUUUCAUGGAUUUGAUCAAGUGGAUUGGUCAAUGAAUCCAAAUGACAUCCCAGAUUUUGACCAAUAUGUAAAAUUUGAAAUGUUUAGGUACUAAAUGUCAUGAUGAAAAAUUUUAGGCACCAAA